Molecule: messenger RNA, 1662 nt
Organism: Cyclocybe aegerita
Lineage: Eukaryota; Fungi; Basidiomycota; Agaricomycetes; Agaricales; Hemipholiotaceae
Source: the annotation of a GenBank genome assembly
AUGCCUGCUUUCUUCGAGAAUGCGAAGAACGUUAGCAUUCGUGGCGGCACAUUCAAUGUCGUCAGCGGUGGGAUGCAAGUCUUUGACAACAGCCGACACACGACGAACAUCGACUCGUUCAAUACUCGGUCGAGCGUCGUCCAGGGGUCGCAUAACGAUAACUCCCAACGAUAUCAUGGAACGGGCCCACAUCUCCUGCCCCCAAGUAUGGGACGCGAUCGACCACGAUCGGCGGGUUCGGAUUCUGGCAGUCAACCAAUCCACCCUCUGCCUCCGCCGUCUGCCCAUCCAGCCCUCAUGAACCCCGAGAACAUGCCACCAGGAAGCCGUACCUAUACUCAAGACUCAUUCAACACGACGAACCAACACGCCGACAACGUGCAUAAUAAUAAUUCGCAGGAAUACGGUACGCCUCCACCGAGCGAGAGGAAGAAGCGAAAGAAGAAAAAGAAGGAAGCGUAUUUAUCUGAAGACGAAGACAAUGAUACUCAAAUGGCCGACGAAAAUGAGUCAGAAGACGACCAACGACUAGCACCGCCAACCACACCUCCAUCCAACACAGGCUGGGACGGCUAUCCACCGCCGCCCGGCGACAAAGGCAACCCUUACGCCCGCGGCGCCCUUGGGCGGGGGUACCACCCUCCCAUGCCUUACUCGUACGGACACCAUCCCUAUCCCUACCCUCCGCCCCCGCCACAGCCGAUGUACGGAUAUCAAGGGUAUGGUUACCCACCGCCCAUGCCUUCGUACAAUUCGUAUCCAGGCGGUGGGUACGGGGGUUAUCAACAGCAGGUGUCGGGGCCGGGUGGUGUCUACCAGAUGGACGAUCAAGCGAAGAGGAUGUUCGCGGAUACGAUGAAUAAGGCGAAGGCGACGCUGGAUCAGGAUAUGGCGGAGAUUGGUGUGGAGACUGGGACGAGGAGGAAGAAGGGGUCUGCGUCAACGCAGAUACAGCCGGCUGAGAGCGACUCGGACGACGACUCGGACGACAGCGAACCAGAGGAGCAGCAGACAAGAUUCGUGAAGAAGAAACGCGUACCGAAGGCUCCUCGUGCUGGACUCUUGGCAGGUAUGGAGCGGAUGAGCAUCGAUUCGGACGAGGAAGGGGUCGAGGGACGACCUGAGUUCUCGCGUGUCAAGUCAGACCCUCCAGCGCCAAAUCCUGGUGCUGGUGCUGGUGCUGGUGCUGACACCGGCGCUGCGUCGAUACCUGGGGAUGAACCGACGACAAAGACGAAGAAGAAAACCAAGACGCCGAAACCUCAAAGCCCGAACUCGGACCCGGAAAUUCCACCUCACCAAAGCGCGUUCGCUGGCUUCGGUGGGCCUCCAAUGCCUUUUGGCGUUCCACCUUCCGGCGCCGGUAUGCAGCCCGCAUGGGCUUCGGCUCCACCUCCUCAGUCAUCACCGUUCGGUCCUCACCUUGCGGCGGCGAGUGGGAUUCCGUACAACAUCCACCCGUAUGGGUACACCCAGGUCGAUAACAGCAUCCAUACGAGUAGCUUUGGCUCGCAUAACUACUCAAGCAACGUCACGAAGGAUUCUCACAACGAUAAUUCGCUGAAGGUUACGGGGUCGGGGCAGGAAACGACGGAGACGACUAAUGCGGGAUAUCGAAGGGAGAAGCCGCCGAAGAAACAGGGCCCAUACCAACGUUCGUAG